CACCUGGUGGCACUGGAGCACAGACUUCUAUUAAUGUGCCCACAAGCUGGAAGCAGACUGGGGCUCUUAUUUUGAAGAGUAACUCAGCUUUUAAAGUGAAAUAUCUGCACUUAAAACAAGGAAAGAACGACUCUAACAGACCGUUAAACACAUAAAACAUGUAAACAAUUAUUAUUAAUAUUAUUAAUAAUAAUAAAUGGUGACGCCACGUGACUCUGCGGUCCUUCGGGUCUGACGUCACCCCUCCCCCGCCCCCUCCCAGUCCUCUCCGUCUGACUCUGAAUCCAACAUGGAGAAAUGAGGAGAUGGGGCUCGUCCGGGGCCAUCCGCACCGACACCAGCGCUCCAUUUUCGGUCACCGCAUUCCAGCCCGCUCCGGUGGGGGAGGAGGAGGAGGUGACCGAGAAGGCAAAAAAGGCGGAGGUUAAGGAGGUGAAGGAGACUGGAUGCGCUCCACUGACUGAGGACUGAGAGGAGGAGGAGGAGGUGUUGGGGGAGAACACUCACCGGGAUUAACGCCGAGGAGGCGCGGAGGGAGCGGGGGAGGACCGGGCCGCUGCUCCUGCUGAGGAAACAUGAGCACCGCGCGCGCCGCCGCGGUGGGAGCUCCUUAUUACCGGAGGUGAAAUGGGAAACAUGAGCGAGGACACGCGCCCGGACGAGUUAUGUGAGGGACUAUUUUCUUUUAUCAACUGAUGCUCCAAACCAGCCAACAAAGAGCUGAAGCCUUCAGUCAGCUGUGACCUGACAGUCUGAUCCAAAGUCUUUGGCACCUCGUCAUGCUGCUCAACAUUUAAUUUUGAUAGCUACAUAGUGCGCGUCAAAGCGGUGGUGAUGACCAGAGACGAGUCGAGUGGCGGCUGGUUGGCGCAGGACGGCUGCCUGAGCAGAGUGGGCGUGUGCAGACUGCUGCCGACCGAGCUGCUGGGACGUAACAUGUUCCUGAUCCACGGAGAACGUCUUAAAGACAAGCAGGUGAUUCUGGAGUGCUUCUUAAAGAAGGAUCUGGUCUACACGAAGGCCACGCCCACUUUCCACCACUGGAAUGUGGACAACAAGAAGUGUGGCCUGACUUUCCAGAGCCCGGCCGAUGCCCGCGCCUUUGAUCGCGGCGUGAGGAAGGCCUUGGAGGACCUAACCGAAGGCUCGACCACGUCCUCGUCCACGCUGCAGAAUGAAGCCGAGCUCGGUGACGAUGAUGUCUUCACGACUGCCACCGACAGCUCGUCCAACUCGUCCCAGAAGAGAGAGCCAGCAAUGCACGCGCUCACCCCGCCCACAUUUUGUGAACCCCGCCGUCACCACUGCAUCCUGGGACAUUUGUAUGAGCAGCAUCGGCCCACUGAGCGCUACUUCCUGGACCAGGCGGUGCAUAUGUUUCCUCGUCACGUCAGCUUCCAGUUGGAGGACGAGGAGGUCGUACGCAUCAACCCCCGUGAGCGGACCUGGCUCACCGGCUACGAGGACUACCGCCACGCCAACUCCUCACGUGACAAACUCGCCCAGCUCCACAACCCGGACACCUGCGUGCACUUUACCAAGAGCGAGCCGGCCAAACGCGACUACGCCUACCCAUACCCCCUGAGCUGCGACACGCAGCGAGGCUGCGACGGAAAACCCAGCUGCCUGGAGAUGGGCGGUGGCCACAGGGCGGUGCUGACGGUGCAGCCGCGAGUCCCGGAGCUCAAAGGCAAACUGCGGAAGGAAGAUGGGGAGCGCUCGCGCUGUGUUUACUGUCAGGACAUGUUCAACCAAGAGGACAACGGGCGGGGCCGCUGCCACGAGGCGCCCGACCCCAUUCAGACGUGCAUCCGGCGCGUGAGCUUCAUGUGGUGCGCGGACAGCCUUCUGUACCACUGCAUGUCCGAUCCAGAGGGGGAUUACUCGGACCCGUGCUCCUGCGACACCACCGAUGAGCGUUUCUGCCUGCGCUGGACGGCGCUGGUGGGCCUGUCGCUGCUGGCUCCCUGCAUGUGCUGCUAUGCCCCCCUCAGGGCGUGCUACCGCUGCGGCGUGGCCUGCCGCUGCUGCGGCGGGAAACACAAAGCUGUGGGCUAAGGCGUUGGAGGCCCCGCCGCUGCCACAGUGACAGCUAGGACUCGCAGCAGGAAGCGGGGAGAAGGAGGUCCCUGCGAUUUCUA
Oreochromis niloticus (Nile tilapia) is the source of this 2141-nucleotide messenger RNA. It is a transcript of the gene spred2a, whose product is annotated as sprouty related EVH1 domain containing 2a. Bases 835 to 2058 code for a protein of 407 amino acids. The record is from RefSeq and is a predicted model, not a curated record. Gene Ontology annotation, molecular function: protein kinase binding. Lineage: Eukaryota; Metazoa; Chordata; Actinopteri; Cichliformes; Cichlidae. The transcript has 7 exons. Gene Ontology annotation, cellular component: membrane. Gene Ontology annotation, biological process: multicellular organism development; negative regulation of MAPK cascade.